Molecule: messenger RNA, 1065 nt
Organism: Cucumis sativus (cucumber)
Lineage: Eukaryota; Viridiplantae; Streptophyta; Magnoliopsida; Cucurbitales; Cucurbitaceae
Product: glycine-rich protein DOT1
Exons: 1
Coding region: 1-1065 (354 amino acids)
Source: RefSeq, a predicted model, not a curated record
AUGCCUCAAUCUUCUUUCAAAUUUCUUUGUUUUAUACUUCUUGUUUUAACCCAACUUAGUUUUGGCUAUGGCUGGGGAUUUGACAAUGAAGAUUCUUGCCGGUAUUGGAGGGGAUGUGGAACCUUCUUUGGAUGGCCAGCUGACAAGCCCGGUUCUGGAGGUGGUGGUGGUGGAGGGAGCGGUAGUGGCGGAGGCAAUUCCGGAGAUGGGGUUGGGUUUGGCCAUGGUGAAGGUUAUGGAGCUGGGUUUGGUGUAGGUGGUAAUGGUGGAGGUGGAGGCGGCGGCGGCGGUGGGGGAGGUGGGUCUGGAGAAGGAUAUGGUCAUGGUAGUGGAUAUGGAGCUGGAGGCGGCGGGGUGACUGGUGGAGGCGCAGCAGGAGGAGGUGGUGGCGGUGGUGGUAGUGGUAGUGGUAGUGGUAACGGUGGAAAUGGUUUUGGCCAAGGAAUGGGAUUCGGUGCAGGGUUUGGAUUAGGCGGAGGAGGCGGUGGUGGAGGAGGUGGCGGUGGCGGCGGUGGGGGUGGCAAUUCUGUUUGGGGAGGGGAGGCGUAUGGACAUGGAAGUGGAUUUGGGGGAGGUGGAGGAGCUGGAGCUGGAGGAGGAGGUGGCGGCGGCGGUAGUGGAGGAGGAGGAACAAAUGGAGGAAAUGGCUAUGGCAGUGGUUUUGGAGGUGGCAUAGGUAGCGGAAGCAGCGGUGGUGGCGGGGGUGGAGGAGGAGGGAGAUCGAGUACAAACGGAGGAAGUAGUAAGGGUGAUGGUAGUGGUUUUGGGGGCGGAGUAGGAAACGGUGCGGGUGGCGGUGGUGGGGGCAGUGGCGGAGGGGGUGGAAUAAGUAGUUCAAAUGGAGGAUAUGGUAAAGGGGAGGGCAGUGGAUUCGGCGUCGGAGGAGGGAAUACAAAUAACUUUGGGGGCGGUGGUAAGGGAGGAGAAGGAAUGGGGAUGGGAUUUGGAAUGGGUUUUGGUAUGGGAAUUGGAUUUGGGAUGGGAAACAGUAAUAGUAAUAAUAAUGGAGCUGAUGAUUACAAAAAUGAUCAAACUAAAGCUAAAACCAAUGGUUCUCAACCCUAA